CAGCUGCUACGUAUCAUACCUGGGUUUUCAAGUUUGUGUAAGGACGCUCGGCCUGCACGGACUAUCCGACUAUUAACGCGUUAUAUGUCGUGGUAUGGGUAUGGGGAUUUCGAGUCUUUUUCUGUUUGAAUGCAUAGCAUGGCGUUGGGCGGAUCAGGUCAAAACGGUAUUCGGAACUUGGGCUUACUUCGGUGGCUCUUAUGGCGUUUAUUCUUUUCGGAGCACAGGUUUUAUGUGCUCUGCUCGUUACCACUCGGGCAAAGUAAUCUGUAUAACAUGCUCCAUGCAGAAGGGCGGAAUGAGAGUAACCAUUCAUAAAUUGUGUUUGUCUGCGUUGGUGACCGUGUCAUUCCUUAUCGACAGAUGAUCGUGCCAGGUUGGUCAACUUGAUCUGGUCACCCACAUGCCAUCUAUUUCAGUAGAGGACGUCACGUACUUUGCGAAGGAAUACACGAUAUUGCAUCCACAGUCUCAUACAUUGACUAUACAAGAAGAUUAAAAAAAAAAAGAUUUGGUACAGACGGCAA
Messenger RNA from Alternaria rosae, 527 nucleotides. RefSeq lists its product as uncharacterized. Bases 95 to 367 code for a protein of 90 amino acids. The record is from RefSeq and is a predicted model, not a curated record. Lineage: Eukaryota; Fungi; Ascomycota; Dothideomycetes; Pleosporales; Pleosporaceae. The transcript has a single exon.